This is a messenger RNA of Dictyostelium discoideum AX4, 2214 nucleotides long. RefSeq lists its product as hypothetical. The record is from RefSeq and is a predicted model, not a curated record. The transcript has 3 exons. The coding region runs from base 1 to 2214 and encodes 737 amino acids. NCBI's taxonomy places the organism in Eukaryota, Evosea, Eumycetozoa, Dictyosteliales, Dictyosteliaceae. Gene Ontology annotation, molecular function: protein serine kinase activity; protein serine/threonine kinase activity; ATP binding.
AUGGCAAUUAAAAAGCCAAUUAAUGUUAAACAAUUAUCAGAUAAAUUGGGAGUACCAAUUUUACCAGAUGAUCCACAAACCAUUUAUCAUAUUCAAGAGAGAUUAGGUAAAGGAUCAUUUGGACAAGUAUUUAAGGCAGUUCAUUUUGCUAAUGGUAAGGUUGUAGCAAUUAAAAUCAUAUCAUUGGAUGAUCAAGAGGCGAUCAAAGAUGUAAGAAAAGAGAUAUCAAUUCUAGCAGAAUGUAAUUAUCCAAACAUUGUUCAAUACUUUGGAAGUUAUUUUAAAGAUCAUCAACUUUGGAUCGUUAUGGAGUAUUGUGGUGGUGGUUCAGUUAGUGAUUUACUUCAAGUGAUUGAUACCAUCUCUGAAGAUGAAAUUGCAUUAAUUUGUCGUGAAGCUUUAAAAGGUUUAAAUUAUUUACAUGAAUUUAAAAAAAUUCAUCGUGAUAUUAAAGGUGGUAAUAUACUUUUAAAUGAUAGAGGUGAAGUUAAAUUAGCUGAUUUUGGAGUUUCAGCACAAUUAUUUAAUACAUUUUCAAAAAGAAAUACGUUUGUAGGUACGCCAUAUUGGAUGGCGCCAGAAGUUAUUCAAGAGAAUAAAUAUGAUGGUAAAGCGGAUGUUUGGUCAUUGGGUAUCACAGCUAUAGAGAUGGCAGAAGGUUUACCGCCAAAUUCAAACGUUCAUCCAAUGAGAGUUAUAUUUAUGAUACCUAGGGAAGAGUCACCAGCAUUGACUGAUAAGAGUAUUUGGUCUGAUAAAUUUCAAGAUUUCAUCUCAAAAUGUUUAACUAAAGAUCCAGCUGAACGUCCAACCGCAAAGGAACUUUUAAAUCAUGAAUUCAUUCAAACUAAAAAACCAUUGAGUAUACUAAGUGAUUUAGUAGAGAAUUGUAAAACCCUCAUAAAUAAUUCUUCAAUGUUUGAAGAUGAAGACGAAGAAGAGGGUAAUUAUAGUACAUUUGUUGAAAAGAAAACACCUUCAGAUGAUGAAAAAGAAAAUAAUAAUAAUACUGUUACAAAUUAUUCAACCGUUAUUACAAAAGAUGAUGAUGAUGGGAGCAAUAAUUAUUCAACUGUAAUCACAAAGGAUGAAAUGUAUUCAACUGUAAUUACAAAAGAUGAUGCUCAAACUGAUGAUGAUAAUAAUAAUUUUUCAACUGUAAUAACAAAAGAAGAUCCUCCUACUGAUGAGGAAUCUGAUAGUAGUUGUAGUAGUAGCAGUAGUAGUAGUAGAAAUAUAACUUCACCAAUAUCAAAAAGAAAACCAAGACAACCAAUAACAAAUUCACCUAAAAUUUCACCAAUAUCUUCAAAUAAUAUUAAUAAAAUUCCCGCUGAUAAUGUUGUAUCAUCAAAUCAGGCAACAACAACUACAACAACAACAACAACAACAACAACAACAGCAGCAUCUACAACAACAGAUCAAGAUGAAGGUGAUGUUAAAAAUAUUGUAAAUAAAUUUCAACUAAAUAAACCAAUUACAUCAUCAAAUUCUACAUCUGUCACACCACAAAAACCACCCUUUCCAUCAAACAACACAACAACAACAAGUAAUAUUAAUACGCCAAUAAAACCAUCGAAUGGUUUAAAGAAAUCAAAUAGUAAUACACCUGUACAAUUAAAAACUAGUGGUGAUAAAACACCAACAACAACCCCUCUUAAAAAUAUAAGUAAUAAUAAUUCUGUAAUUUAUAAUAAUAGUAAUAAUAUUAAUAAUAAUAAUAAUAAUAAUAUAAUAGCACCAAAAUCACCAUCACCAACUACUGGUCAAAAAAUUAUAAAAACCAAUAGUGGUGGCGUUUUAAAAAGUAGUGGAGGUCUCAGUAGUAAGAGAUCACCAUCUUCAAAACCUAAACACUCCUCUUCAUCAAAAGAACCAAAGGAAUCAUUAUCUGAAAACCUUCAAAAUAUUUAUAGAAAUGAUUGUACCAUUCAAUUACCAUUUUUAACUUUAAACAAUAUAUCUUCUGAUUAUCUUUUAAGUAUUGAUUAUAGAUAUAAUGAUUUUAAAUCUUCUUUAGAUGAUUUAUGUGCUGAUCCAAAUUUAAUAUCAUCAAAAUUAUCAUUUAGUCCUUAUAUUGGAAAUUUAAUUAAAUCACUUAGUUAUCAUAAAGAUAUCCAAGAGAAUGAAUUAAUGACACCAAAAGAAUCAGUUCAAAAUACUAAAAUUGUAAAUGAUCUUAGUUCAACUGUUAAAACUAUUUUUAGACUUUAA